CAGUCAUCCCAUCACCGGCCAGUCGCCAUUGCAUGAGUUGACUGAAGAAAGGAGUGACAUACCACAGUGAUCGGAUGUUCUCAGGAUUGACCGUCUUCAAAUACUGUCAGACCUGUGAAUGACACUCAAGAGUGAUUGAUAGUGCGAAGUUCGCUUAACAAUACUCAAGUACGUAGUUGUGAAUUGGUUGUGUUCGUGUUGGUUGCUGGUGUCUCGGGCAUAGUUUUUGACUCGAUUGCUUUUAUCAGUAUAUAGGUAAAUGUUAGCUGCGUUCACCAUAAAUAUUGAACAUGACAUCAACAUUUUUACGGAGCUGGAACAAGUGUUGUAGAUUCAUCACCUCUGUAUCACCAAGAUUAUCUUCAAGAGGUUAUAGCAAGAUUUCAACACAAUCACCUAGUAAUGUCUGGUUUUGGAGGACGUACAGGGGAAGUACAGGGUCUUAUGACCUGAAUUAUUUCAGUGCAGUUCCAGUUUCAUUUUCCUUGCAACAUAGGAGAUGUCUUUGGGGAUGGCUUAAUGCUAUAUUUAACAAAGUAGAUGAAAAUCGCAUCAGAGAAGUUGGACCAGAUAGAGCAUGUGCUGAGUGGUUACUGAGGUGUGGUGCCAUUAUUAAAUGGCAGAAUAGAGAACUUUGGACCAAAGAUUACAAUAGCUUGCCUCCAGGAGGUGGCAGAACAAUGAAAAUUGAAGAGAUUGAUGCUACAGAUGCAGCGGUAAUGCAUAUUGGAUUUCCACACUUCAAGGGAUGUAAACAUAUCAAGAGAAUAGUGUUUCACAAAGCAAUUUAUCUGGAAGAUGCAGGAAUGGCUUUGUUACCACUUCUAAAAGAUUCUCUGAGAGAACUCCAAGUUUCAUCAUGCGGUAAUGUUACAGCUGAUGGCCUAAGGCAUAUAAAACAGUUAGUAAACCUUCAAUAUCUGCUUUUGUAUGAUCUGCCAGAAAUUCGUGAUAAAGAUGCCUUGCAGAAAGAACUACAAGAAGCGUUGCCAAAUUGUGCUGUUGUCUUUCCUUAUGCCCAGCCUGAAGAUGACCCUAAUGCUCAGCAAAAAGAUAUUAAGGAAUGAUGAUAGGCCUUACUAUUUGCUUGAAGACAGGAUCUUUUCAUCAGCAAAUAUAAACAUCUUGUGAAAUACUGGAAGACAGCUUUGAAUUAUUAGUAGUUUAUAUUUAAAAUAAACAUUAUUGUACACUAGUUUCAUAGCUCAUGGCAAUUUGUAAAUGAGAUAUGUACAUUUAACAAUAUUCUAGUGAUGUAUUCAACUGGCUGUAAUUGUUUUCAGUUACUGAUAAAUGGACAUUAUACGUAUUCUGUGAUGAUGAUGAUAACAUUUAUAACGUGACAAAAUAUGUACAUUUCAAUGUACUUAUGUGUUGCAGUGUGAUAAAGACUUACUGAUCACUUUGCUUCCAUUUUGUGUAAUAAAAAGAGAGUUUUGACUUCCUGCUCUAAUGUGUAUAGAAAUAUCAUCGGCUAUUUUUAUGUAAGCUUUGUUGACCACACAUUGUUGACUUUUGUGUACUGGACCCUUGAGGUUCAAGGUUUUAGUGUAUAGCAGCAAAUAAAGAACCACUGGAAAGUGAA
Macrobrachium nipponense is the source of this 1585-nucleotide messenger RNA. RefSeq names its product ATP synthase subunit s, mitochondrial-like. NCBI's taxonomy places the organism in Eukaryota, Metazoa, Arthropoda, Malacostraca, Decapoda, Palaemonidae. Bases 291 to 1067 code for a protein of 258 amino acids. The transcript is spliced from 7 exons. The record is from RefSeq and is a predicted model, not a curated record.